UCAAAGUUUUUGUAAAGGAGCGCGUGUAGCAAAGGAAAGAAAGUACUCGCCGGUGGUUUAUUCAGGCGUUCAAGUCGAAUAGCAUAAGAGGAUAUAUAAGAGCGUGAAGCACUGGAUAUUUCAUUUAUUUCACGCAUGCAACAUCGCAGCUCGACCCCUCCUGUUAAUUGAGGUAUUGAAAAGAAAUAAUAGCCCAUUCUUUUUUACAGUAGGGAUAUUGUUCUUAUUGUACGUUUGAUGCGUGUUUGUAACGUAAUGCACAGGCAUUACAUGACACCAUAUCAACUAAAGAUUUCGAAGAGAUAAAUAAAAAGAGACAUUGACGUCUGACCUCAUAUUUGCAAACGAUAAAGUGUUUUUCUGACACAUGAUGACGGAAAUUAGUGAAAAAGAAAAUGAACCACAGAAUCGAGACCGGGACCUCCAGCGUUCACUGGGAACGGUGCCUAUACAACCCGAAUCAAAGCUCCAGAGACUGAAGCGUUCUCUCUCCUUCAAGUCGGUGAUGCGCAGUAAAAGCGUGGACAACUUCUUCCAGCGGAACGGCGAAGCCCGCCUCCCCUCGGCCCUCAUCACCGAGCCUUCGCCGCAGGAGUCCGCUCUGGCCGCCGAGCGGUCGCCGUCCAUCUCGCCGUCCAUCAGUCCCAACCCCUCGCUCUCGUCCCACUCGCCCUCCGUCAGCCCCUCGCUCUCGACGUCCUCCAAGGCCCACGUCCAGGCCCUGGCUCAGCCCAGCAAAACCCACUGUUUCCAGGAGCAUGUGUUCCGCCGGCCCACUUGCUGUCAGCAGUGCAAGCACAUGAUCCAGGGAAACUCCAAACAGGCGCUGCGCUGUAAAGCCUGCAAGCUAGGAGCUCACCUUUGGUGCUCCUCCGAGCUAUCCCAGCAGCCCUGCACUGGCAAGACGGGAGCCUUCAAGCGGAACUUCAGCUCUCCUCUUCUAACUAACGACAUGUUGGGAGUGGUCAAGGAAGCCCCUACAGCACAAGGCACACGUCAGAAAGCUUCCAUGCUUGAGUCUGGCAAGGCGUGUGUUGACCCUGUAUAUGAGGCACUGCGCUAUGGAACCUCGCUGGCUCAGCAGAGCCGGUCCAACUUCAGCAGUAUCUUUGAGUCACCCUGUCAAGAGGAUGAAACAUUUGAUGAGGGCCUCGAAUCUCAACCAAUAGCUGAAGAGGAGUCUGUACCAGGAAAUCUCACCCCUCCUGAAAGUGAGAAGGCCGAUUCAGAAGACAGGGUCAGCUUGAAGACUCCCAAACGCAUCGAUGUCCAUUCCAUACACACAUACGUGGCUCUGUACAAGUUCCUACCCCAGGAGAAGAAUGACCUGGAGCUACAACCCGGGGACAGGGUACAAGUCAUAGAUGACUCCAACGAAGACUGGUGGAAGGGGAAAAGCAAAGACAAGGUGGGCUUCUUCCCUGCCAACUUUGUGCAGAGGGUACGCCCUGGCGAACGAGUGUGGAGGGUCAUGGAGGGUUUCCAUGGCAACCGCGAGAAAGGCCAGAUGACUGUAAAAGAGUCUCAAAUCUGUGUGGGCAAGAACGAGGAGACCGACGAGUACCUGAGGCUCAGCAGUGGCAAGAAGAAAGGCUUGGUCCCGUCCAAGUACCUCCUAGAGAUCUGACUCUGACCAGGGGGGGCUUCUCCUCUCCCACACCUACUCUGCCCUCCAGGCCCCUCUGCUAGCGCUCCCAGGUGGGCCUCACCACCUCAACGCUGUCUGCCGCUCCUCUGGCAAUGACUUGGAGCCCCCCAACCCCCUCACCCUCUCUGCCCAUCCGGCCCCAACCCCUCAAAAAAGGACUUGAGUUGUGAGACAAGAAAGGUGGACGUUGUUCUGAAACCAGUCUCCGUGAAUUUGGCCGCUGCUUCGCUCUAAGAUGUGGAGUGUUCCGGAAAGAGGAAAGGAUGAGGAUGAUG
This is a messenger RNA of Osmerus eperlanus (European smelt), 1923 nucleotides long. Its product is annotated as SH3 and cysteine-rich domain-containing protein 2-like. Gene Ontology annotation, molecular function: protein binding. Gene Ontology annotation, biological process: positive regulation of voltage-gated calcium channel activity; positive regulation of protein localization to plasma membrane; skeletal muscle contraction. The record is from RefSeq and is a predicted model, not a curated record. The transcript is spliced from 12 exons. NCBI's taxonomy places the organism in Eukaryota, Metazoa, Chordata, Actinopteri, Osmeriformes, Osmeridae. Gene Ontology annotation, cellular component: extrinsic component of cytoplasmic side of plasma membrane. The coding region runs from base 368 to 1627 and encodes 419 amino acids.